UGAUGUUUACUGUUAGAUCUGUAACACGUGAUCUCAGCUUCUAAUCUAAUGUUACUGUAUUUUAUAAAAAGUCCUACAGUUAUAGUUAUGAAGGAGUAAAAUAUGGUUUGCAUCUUUUUUUUAAAGAAGACUAGAACUACAGUAACAGCUCUGCAUGUUAGUUAUUACUAAUAUUAUUGAUAUUUACCUAUUAAUAUCUGUACUAUAACUACUGACACCUCCGACUAACUGUUACUGCAUCACUGCUGAAGACGGUGAGAGCGUUCUGAAGCCCCACACGAUGCUGAGCGACACUGAAGCUCAAGAGCUCCUCUCUUUCCUUCAACUGGGCACAAGAGCAGACGUUAAGGGCCAGGCCACGGAGUACAUCCUCGGUCUGACAGCUACGCGAGACGGCUGCCGCUACCUACGGAUGAAGCCGGACUUCCUGAAGGCUCUGGUCACGCUCACAGCAGACGUCUCCAUCGCCAUUGUGAAGGACUGUUACCACGCCCUGGUCAACCUCUCAGCCGACGAAACGCUCCACAAGCCCCUGGUUAAGGAGGCGGGCGUUUUACCCGUGCUGCUAAACCGCCUGCUGGACCCAGAGUACGAGUUUUCUGACCGCAUCUGCUCGGUCCUCAGUAACCUGUCCAGGCAUGAGAGGACGUGUGUGGAGGUGUUCCACGAGCUGCAGGAGCAGCAGAUCGGCAUGGCCAAGGUAGUCGAGAUCUUCUGCACCGAGGGCUUUAAUAAGAAAGCCUCGCUGCAUUACCUCGGGCCGCUGCUGUCCAACCUCACGCAGUUACCCCAGGCCAGGCACUUCAUCCUGGACAAGGAAAGGUGUGUGAUACAGAGGCUUCUCCCCUACACACAGUACGGGGCGUCGGUCACCAGGCGGGGUGGCGUCGUGGGCACGCUCCGAAACUGCUGCUUUGACUACACCCAUCACGAGUGGCUGCUGAGUGACCAGGUGGACAUUUUGCCCUUCCUGCUGUUGCCCCUGGCCGGUCCAGAGGAGCUCUCUGAGGAGGAGAAUGAAGGUUUGCCUGUGGAUCUGCAGUACCUUCCAGACGACAAAACGAGAGAGGAAGACCCCGACAUCCGCAAGAUGCUCAUCGAGACACUGCUGCUGCUAACGGCUACCAAAGUGGGACGGCAGAUUAUGAAGAAGAAAAACGUUUAUCCCAUCAUGCGCGAGUUUCAUAAAUGGGAGACGGAGCCACAAGUGACUUCUGCGUGUGAAAAGCUCGUUCAGGUUUUGAUCGGAGACGAGCCGGAGGAAGGGAUGGAGAACCUAAUGGAGGUAAAGAUUCCCGAAGAUGUAGAGCAGAAGCUGAAGGAGAUGGAUGCCAAAGAGCAGGAGGAGAUGGAAAAAGGGCGAGAAGAGCAGCUCAGAGCGGAAACAGGGAGGAGUCACACCGCCGAUCAGGAAGGGCUGGAACGAUGAUCGUCCAGCAGGAUGGACAUCACACACACACACACACAUCUCACACACACACCAUACGUUUCUCACCAGCCUCAUGAGUUUCGGUUGUCGCUCCAUCAUUCAAGUGAAUUCCUCCCGGAGGUCUCAGUGCUCUCCUGGUUUAACAUGUACAGCGGAAUAAUGUUGAUUGAAAUCCACAGCGUUAUCUUAGUUUUAGGAGAAGACCCGGUCCGGACAAUGGUGUACUUUUGUACACCAUUGUUUAAUUUACGAAGGUGAGUCAAAUUUUCCGCAUUCUGGAUAUACAAUUCAUUUUAAUUAACUUUUUAGAAAAGACAUGUUUUACAUAAUCUCUUUGCUUUUCAAUACACUUUGUCCGUCAGCCAACAAGCUCUUGUAUUCCCUCAUUAAAAAAUGUUUUAGUCUGAGCUGUGAGACACGAAUACGUCGCUGUCUUCAGUUCAUCAGAAGUGACUCUUUAACACCUCAGAGUGUCGACAGUGUGGAGCAGAAGUGUGCAGAUGUGCAUCGUCACAGUAGAUCACGACACUCUGGGGUAUCAGUCCUCUGUGUUUAGUCUUAAUCUCUUCAAUAAGCAUCUCACUGUAAUGAGCACUGUUAAUUGUUGAAAAAGGUUCAACAAUGAUGUUUCAAUACUUUUGGCCCUUGAGACUCCCAGAAAAGCGUUGAUGAAUUUUCUAGCUGAUGGUCGACUUUUGAACAUUUUCUCAGUCUGUGAUUGAGAAUUUUUUUUUCCAUACUCGUAGUGAUGAAUCUGUGUCUCGUCACCAAUCCGUGUCAUUACUCACCAGUAAAGAGUGACGAUUCUUUAGGACACUUUCCCCUUCCUCAGAGUAUCGCUCCAGAUUCUGUUCACAGAUAUCCAAACACUUCUGUUUACGCUCUUCCAUUAGUAAUUUCAGCACCAGGUACGCCCUUAGACCACUGCAAAAUAAAAAUCACUGCUUGCUGCUCUUCUUUAGUGCAGAUCACAUGUGAGGCGUCCAUUUUUACUUAACACAGUUACAAAUGAACUGAUGGAACUUGUUCACACACACCUGCACAGUAGUGACUAGAGAGACAGGAGCCUCGAACUGAAUUUUCGACUCUCAUAGAUAUUUUGGCCGUGGGGCUGGAUGUUAAAAAUUGUCACCUUUACUCUGUUAAUCAUAUGAACAUUUCAUAUUAAAAUCCCUUUACAUCCA
Clarias gariepinus (North African catfish) is the source of this 2613-nucleotide messenger RNA. RefSeq names its product HGH1 homolog (S. cerevisiae) (gene hgh1). NCBI's taxonomy places the organism in Eukaryota, Metazoa, Chordata, Actinopteri, Siluriformes, Clariidae. The record is from RefSeq and is a predicted model, not a curated record. The coding region runs from base 281 to 1429 and encodes 382 amino acids. The transcript is spliced from 7 exons.